Sapajus apella (tufted capuchin) is the source of this 2476-nucleotide messenger RNA. It is a transcript of the gene ADAP1, whose product is annotated as ArfGAP with dual PH domains 1. The transcript has 11 exons. Gene Ontology annotation, biological process: positive regulation of GTPase activity. Gene Ontology annotation, molecular function: GTPase activator activity; phosphatidylinositol bisphosphate binding. Gene Ontology annotation, cellular component: plasma membrane; intracellular membrane-bounded organelle. The record is from RefSeq and is a predicted model, not a curated record. The coding region runs from base 308 to 1432 and encodes 374 amino acids. Lineage: Eukaryota; Metazoa; Chordata; Mammalia; Primates; Cebidae.
GCCCGCCCGCCCGCGCCGCUGGGGGCCGCCCACGGGCCUUGCCGGCCAGAGCGCAACGUGCGCCCCGGGCCCCGCGCUGGCACUGGCUGAGCUACCGCGGUGGAGACACAAGCAGCGGCGGCGGCGGCGGCGGCGGCGGCGGCGGCGGCGGCGGAGGGCGGGAGGAAUGCGGAACCGGCGCGCGGGCUGAAGCCGCCUGGGAUGGCGCAGGGACGGCGGCGGCAGGCGGCCUGCGCCGGGUCCUAGCGAGCCGGGCGGACGCUCCCGGCCCCGGCCCCGGCAUCAGCAUCGCGGGCGCAUCGCGGCCAUGGCCAAGGAGCGGCGCAGGGCGGUCCUGGAGCUGCUGCAGCGGCCGGGGAAUGAGCGCUGCGCGGACUGUGGCGCCCCGGAUCCUGACUGGGCCUCCUACACCCUGGGAGUGUUCAUCUGCCUGAGCUGCUCGGGAAUCCACCGGAACAUCCCCCAGGUCAGCAAGGUCAAGUCCAUCCGCCUGGAUGCCUGGGACGAGGCCCAAGUGGAGUUCAUGGCCUCCCAUGGGAACGAUGCCGCGAGAGCCAAGUUCGAGUCCAAAGUGCCCUCCUUCUACUACCGGCCCACGCUCUCCGACUGCCAGCUCCUUCGAGAACAGUGGAUCCGGGCCAAGUAUGAGCGGCAGGAGUUCAUCUAUCCUGAGAAGCAGGAGCCCUACUCGGCAGGGUACCGCGAGGGCUUUCUCUGGAAACGUGGCCGGGACAACGGGCAGUUUUUAAGCCGGAAGUUUGUGCUGACGGAACGAGAGGGCGCUCUUAAGUAUUUCAACAGAAAUGAUGCCAAGGAGCCCAAGGCCGUGAUGAAGAUUGAGCACCUGAAUGCUACCUUCCAGCCGGCCAAGAUCGGCCACCCCCACGGCCUGCAGGUCACCUACCUGAAGGACAACAGCACACGGAACAUCUUCAUCUACCACGAGGAUGGGAAGGAGAUUGUGGACUGGUUCAACGCACUCCGAGCUGCCCGCUUCCACUACCUGCAGGUGGCAUUCCCAGGGGCCAGCGAUGCAGAUCUGGUGCCGAAGCUCUCUAGGAACUACCUGAAGGAAGGCUAUAUGGAGAAGACCGGGCCCAAGCAAACAGAAGGCUUCCGGAAGCGCUGGUUCACCAUGGAUGACCGCAGGCUCAUGUACUUCAAAGACCCCCUGGAUGCCUUUGCCAGAGGGGAAGUCUUCAUUGGCAGCAAGGAGAGCGGCUACACGGUGCUGCGUGGACUCCCGCCGUCUACCCAGGGCCACCACUGGCCGCACGGCAUCACCAUUGUCACACCCGACCGCAAGUUUCUGUUUGCCUGUGAGACGGAGUCUGACCAGAGGGAGUGGGUGGCGGCCUUCCAGAAGGCGGUGGACAGGCCCAUGCUGCCUCAGGAGUAUGCAGUGGAGGCACACUUCAAGCAUAAACCCUAGCGAUGUGGUUGGAGGCCCACGGACACUGGACUCACUGUGGCCGGACAGAGGGGACUCGUGGACGGGGGGGGGGGGUCCAGCGUCCUGAGGCCAGGCGGCUCUACCUGCCCCUCAGGGCAGCCCAGGCAUGGCCAAGUAGGGCCCAAGCUGCAGCCUCCGGGACGCUGCUCUAGAACCUCACGGCAGGUGGCCGGGCCCUGGGCCUGACCUCUGACCCCAUCAUGCUGCUGCUGACCACACCCAGCCAACCUGCCCCCCACCUGCCCUGGGGUCCCUCUUCCUCCAGGACCCAGUCUGACUCCCAUGGUCAGAUGAAGCCCCCAGGAGCUGCCCACCAUGGCUGAGGGAGCUUCAGGCCUCAGUGCAGAGCCCUGCCAGGGGUGGCACAGUGGGCGGCUGUUGACCGCUGCGGACUGGGCCCUGCUCGCAUGCCACCCCACCCCUCCCCCACCUCCACAAGUAUUUAUUGAGCGCCUAUUGUGUGUCACGGGGCCAUGGGGGUUGUUGGGUGGAGGGGGCAGUCUCUGCACAGGUCCUGGGCCCUCCCUGGGCUAUAGCCCCCACCCCGUGCUCCUGGUCCCAGGGCUGGAGGGGCCACCAGGCUGCCAUCCCCUACUCUUGGCCUCUGUGUGCCCAGCACGGUGCUCGCCGACAGUAGGGCUUGAACCAUUGAGGACCAUGACCUGGGCCACCGUGAGGCCACCAGAGGCAGGAGUGGCCCUGUGGCCCCCUGCCUCCCCCUCCUGGGAGGCCGGGCACUGUCUAGCUUACUGCUGGCAGCCCGGCCAUGUAUUUAUUUCUCACCUGAUCUCCUUCCCAUAAAAGCAGGCCAGGCUCUAGGGCUCCCCUUGUGUGGAGUGUGCAGGUGGGGGAGGCGUCUGCAGGUCAGCUGGGGGCCCAGCCCUCUCCUAGCCUUGUCUGGCUGAGCUGUGUUCCAGGGGAGCCCUGGACAAGCCCUCAGAGCCUGGGAGGGGGUUUCUGAGGCCGGGCAUCCGCCACCCCAUGUUGCAUCCUGGAAUAAAGUGUGGCUCUGGCAUGGUUCCA